AUGAUCUCUCGAGGCGAUGCCUCCGCUGCGUCGCCGGCCGGCGUUGCUGCGGGCUCGGUUGCCGCACCCUUGUCUGCUGUCGGGGCCCGCGUGCCGGUGUCCCAGCCCACGAAGCCUUCGGGCCUGGUGCUCCAGAAGAGGCCGAGGGAGUACGCCGCUGUGGACCAGCCAACAUCAGCGGCGAAGAAGAAGAAGGAGGCGCCCGCAACCUCCGAGACCCAGCUGCCUACCGCGGUCGUCCCACCUCCAGCACGAAAGGAUGGUACCGGCUCUCGAGCCUCAGCGGCCGGGUCAUCUCUGCGAGAUUCAAAGGCCCGUCCUCAGGAGAAGGCCUUGGCGCCGACACCGCCUCUUCCCAUUGUGCCGCUGGGCCGUGACCCUCCUGCUUCGCCCGAUGAUCUAGAGGACGCUCUUUCUGCGCUGACCCAGCUUCGCGUCGACCUUCACGUCGCCGACCGCUGGCUGGCGUCGGGGCGACUGGAGUUGGUCUCUGGGUGGCUGCGAUCCGAUGCGUCCGUGAGGGCGGCAUGGAGGCAUGUCGUGGUGGCCUCUAAGGAGGGUAAGCAGGCUGCCGACCUGGCCGCGGCCGUCCGCUGGGAGGCAUUGAAGGAUGCCGAGGCUGCCAAGGAGCGCUGUCGGGCGGCGGAGGCCGAGCUGGAGACCCUGCGCAACGAGCGCGCCGCUGAGUCGGCGCGGGAGGAGGCCGCAGAGCGCAGCCGCCUAGGGGAGUUGAAGAAGGAGGUGGAGGAGGGGAAGGCCCGGCUGGAGGCCAAGGUGAAAAUCCUCGCAAAAGACCACGCCGCCUUUGAUUCCCUUGAGAAGAGGUCCCGCAAGGCGCUGCAGGAGCUCUACGGGAGGGGGUUGAAGGAGCCGUUGGUAUCUGCCGAGGAGGGCCCUGCCGAGCUGCUCCCCCAGCUUGUCGAGGCGCUCGAGGGCGUCGCCAACGGGGUCGGCACCAUGGUGGAAGGGGAAGCCCGUGCGCUCUCCUCUUCGGCCAUGACGCGCAUCUUCAGCCACCUCCAUCUUCGCGACCCGAGCACCGACCUUGGAGCGCUACUUGAGCCUGUGGACGAAGGACGCUGCGCAGCCGCCGCCGAAGUCGUGAAGGACCUGGGAGGCCAUGCUGAAGAAGUUCCUCGCCAUCGACCCCGCGCCUCCAGUUGA
Molecule: messenger RNA, 1164 nt
Organism: Aegilops tauschii subsp. strangulata
Lineage: Eukaryota; Viridiplantae; Streptophyta; Magnoliopsida; Poales; Poaceae
Source: RefSeq, a predicted model, not a curated record